AAGGAAAUUAAACCCUUUAAGUCAAUGCAUAUCGUGGUGACACCGGCACAGGAGCCCUCACGGUGGAGUCGGCCAGGGCUGUGCGUUCCCAAAAUAUGACCAGGGGUGCUUGGAUGUGUCGGCAGUAUGACGACGGGUUAAAAAUCUGGUUGGCGGCACCCCGGGAGAACGAGAAACCGUUCAUCGAUUCAGAGAGGGCUCAGAAAUGGCGACUGUCUCUGGCAUCUCUCUUGUUUUUCACAGUCCUGCUCUCUGAUCACUUGUGGUUCUGCGCCGAGGCCAAGCUGACCCGGACCCGGGACAAGGAGCAGCGGCAGCAGCAGCAGCGGCAGCGGCAGCAGCAGCAGCAGCGGCAGCGGCAGCAGGAGCCCUCCUGGCCCGCGCUCCUGGCGAGCAUGGGGGAGUCCUCGCCCGCCGCCCAGGCGCCCAGACUCCUCGCCGCCGCCUCGGCCCCCGCCCUGCCCCCCUCCCCGGGAGCCGGCGGGGGCGGCCAGGGCAGCCGAGGCAGCAGCAGCCGGGGCGAGGCUCUUGUGCUGGGGCACUCUGCCCAGCCCGUGUGGCGCCUGGAGACCUGUUACCCCCAGGGCGCCUCCUCGGGCCAGUGCUUCACCGUGGAGAGCGCGGACGCCGUGUGCGCCAGGAACUGGAGUCGGGGGGUGGCGGCCGGGGGGGAGGAGCCGCAGGUGAGGGGGACGCAUCCAACUCCGCUCUGGAACUUGUCGGAUUUUUACCUUUCAUUUUGUAAUUCCUACACACUUUGGGAGUUGUUCUCGGGGUUGUCCAGCCCCAACACUUUGAACUGUAGUCUGGAUGUGGUGCUCAAGGAGGACGGUGAGAUGACCACUUGCAGGCAGUGCGUCGAGGCUUACCAAGACUACGACCACCACGCUCAGGAGAAAUACGAAGAGUUUGAAAGCGUGCUCCAUAAAUACUUGCAGUCGGAGGAGUACUCGGUGAAAUCGUGUCCUGAGGACUGUAAGAUUGUCUACAAAGCCUGGCUGUGUUCCCAGUAUUUUGAAGUCGCACAGCUGAACUGCAGAAAGACAAUUCCUUGCAAGCAAUACUGUUUGGAGGUUCAGACGAGGUGUCCGUUCAUAUUGCCCGACAAUGAUGAAGUCAUCUACGGGGGACUCUCCAGUUUCAUCUGUACAGGGCUCUACGAAACCUUUCUAACCAAUGAUGAACCAGAAUGCUGUGACGUCAGGAGAGAGGCAAAAUCCAACACCCCCUCCAAGGGGACGGUGGACAGAGGCGGCUCCUGUCCCAGGACGUCGCUCCCAGCUUCAGCGGCACCCAGGCUGGGCCCCAGCAGACUCAGGCUGUGUGUCCUCGUGCUGAUACUCCUUCACACAGUUCUCACGGCCUCGGCGGCGCAGAACGCCACGGCCCUGGGCUUCGGGGGUGUCCACGCACUUGACGAGCGCUCGGCCAGCAAGGAGUAAGGACGCUGGACCCUGGAGCAUGCCCGCCGCCCUGGCCACUGGCGUCACGGCCUGGGUGCUCCGACCCGCGCAUCACUUCGUGCAGGGCCUGGAGGGCAAAACUGGAAAAGAGGGGCCUGAAUCCAAACAAGGACACACACACACAGCUUUUUAUGGACUAAAAGGCUGGAAAGUGACUUCAAUUUCUCACACCAUUUUAUACACUGUGUUUUAAUGUUUGGAGGUUUUCUUUGCUUUCCUUUUGAUUUGGGUUUAUCUGUUUGGUUUGUUUUUGCACUUGUUAAUACAGGAUUUAUUUGGGGGGAUGGUUUCUCAGAGGUAAACUAAGUCUUUUCACUGUCUCUCUCUAUAUAUAUAUUUCUAGUCAUUGUGUGUGUUCCUCAGAUAGUUCUGUCUCAUGUCCUGUCAGUUUCUAUUAGCGGAAUGACGGCUAUGACCUCGCGGUAUAGCAAACAACAACA
Molecule: messenger RNA, 1903 nt
Organism: Balaenoptera ricei (Rice's whale)
Lineage: Eukaryota; Metazoa; Chordata; Mammalia; Artiodactyla; Balaenopteridae
Gene: NALF1
Product: NALCN channel auxiliary factor 1
Exons: 3
Coding region: 96-1442 (448 amino acids)
Biological process (GO): calcium ion import across plasma membrane
Cellular component (GO): plasma membrane
Molecular function (GO): stretch-activated, monoatomic cation-selective, calcium channel activity
Source: RefSeq, a predicted model, not a curated record